This is a messenger RNA of Thalassophryne amazonica, 2113 nucleotides long. RefSeq names its product DnaJ (Hsp40) homolog, subfamily C, member 11a (gene dnajc11a). Gene Ontology annotation, biological process: cristae formation. NCBI's taxonomy places the organism in Eukaryota, Metazoa, Chordata, Actinopteri, Batrachoidiformes, Batrachoididae. Bases 40 to 1719 code for a protein of 559 amino acids. The transcript is spliced from 16 exons. The record is from RefSeq and is a predicted model, not a curated record.
GACUCAGUGACACGAGGAAGAAAUGACCGGGUUGGAAACAUGGCGUCCGCCUUGGAUGAUGAUGAUCUCGUCAAUGAUGAUUAUUAUUCUCUGUUAAACGCCAGAAGAGAGGCAACACAGGAGGAGCUGAAAGUGGCCUAUAGACGGCUAUGCAUGUUAUACCAUCCAGACAAGCACCGGGACCCUGAGCUAAAGCGUCAAGCAGAACAGCUUUUUAAUCUUGUACACGAAGCUUAUGAAGUUCUCAGUGACCCACAGGCUCGAGCUAUAUAUGAUAUAUAUGGCAAGCGAGGACUUGAUGUUGAAGGAUGGGAGGUGGUGGAAAGAAAACGAACACCGGCAGAGAUUCGAGAAGAAUAUGAGCGUCUUCAGAAAGAGCGGGAAGAGAGAAGACUUCAGCAAAGGACCAACCCAAGGGGAACGAUUAGUGUGGGUAUUGAUGCAACUGACCUCUUUGAUUGGUAUGAAGAGGACUACGAGGAUAUGGUUGGAGGGAGUUUCCCACAUAUAGAAAUCAAUAGGAUGCAUAUAUCACAGUCCAUAGAGGCUCCUCUUACCAGAAAAAACACAGCUGUUCUAUCUGGAUCUUUGUCGACCCAUAAUGGAAAUGGAGGUGGAACCAUUAAUUUGGUGUUGAGAAGAGUCACCUCCGCUCAAGGCUGGGGGGAGGUAGAGCUUGGUGCUGGAGACACCCACGGACCUCUCUUUGGAAUGAAGAUAUUCAGAAAUUUGACGCCUCGUUUCUUUGUGACUGCUCAGUGUGGGCUCCAGUUUUCAUCUCGAGGCGUGCGUCCAGGGAUCACCACUGUGCUGGCUCGCCAUCUUGACAAGAACACUAUGGGCUAUCUGCAGUGGCGCUGGGGGAUCCAGUCAUCCAUGAACACCAGCAUAGUCAGAGACACCAAGAGCAGCCAUUUCACUUUCGCAAUUCAGCUUGGCAUUCCUCAUACGUUUGUGAUGAUGAGUUACCAAUACAAGUUCCAGGAUGAUGACCAGACAAAGAUUAGGGGCUCAGUAAAAUCUGGGUUCUUCGGAACUGUGUUAGAGUAUGGUGCCGAGAGGAAAAUCAGUCGACACAGUGUCCUGGGGGCCACCGUCAGCGUGGGUGUGCCCCAAGGUGUCUCUCUCAAGAUCAAACUAAACAGAGCCAGUCAGACAUAUUUCUUCCCCAUUCACCUGACCGACCAGCUCCUGCCUAGUGCUGUGUUUUAUGCCACAGUUGGACCACUGGUUUUCUACCUCGCUAUCCAGCAGCUUAUCAUCCGGCCGUAUGUGCGUGCCCAGAAGGAACAAGACUUGGAGAAGCAUCGGGAGAGUUCGGCUUCCAACAUAGCUAGGAAGAAACAGGAGGCAGAAUCUGCUAUCUUGCUCAUGCAGGAGUCUGUGCGUAGGAUUAUCGAGGCUGAGGAGUCGAGAAUGGGUCUCAUCAUCCUCAAUGCGUGGUAUGGCAAAUUUGUCACAGACAACAGCAGAAAACACGAAAGAGCAAAGGUGAUUGAUGUAACUGUGCCGCUACAGUGCCUGGUGAAAGACUCAAAGCUCAUCGUCACCGAGGCCGCAAAGUCAGGACUUCCUGGGUUCUAUGACCCUUGUGUGGGAGAGGAAAAGAGUCUAAAGGUGCUGUAUCAGUUCCGGGGAGUCAUGCAUCAAGUCCUGUCAGGAGACACAGAAGCACUCAGGAUACCAAAGCAAUCUCACAGGAUUGACGCAGACACAUAGGAGCCCCUCUGUUGACCAAAAACAACCUUCGACUGUACAAUAGAAGAUGGAUAAACCUCCAUUUUAGAGAUGACAGAUUUAAGUACUCAGAAAUCAAGCAUUCAUCUUCUUUAUGUUGUUGCUUUAUAAAUGCAGAAUGACUGGUGAAUCCGUUUUCAUGGACUUUAUUGUGGCCUGCUUCAAAUUAUCUCAUGACACCAAAACCAGUGGCUGCCAUCUCAUUUGCCCGGUGUUCUGGUCUUUUGGGGGGUGUCUGUUUAUUUUGGUAUGCUUGUAAUUUAUGAUCAACUUCUAUAUAUGGUAUUGCACACAAGCUGCAGUGCCCGUGUGGUAAACACAUGAAUCAACCUCUGUUUAUUUGCCAGAUUAUUAAAAAAAAAAUCUUUUCACGUGA